Molecule: messenger RNA, 513 nt
Organism: Candidozyma haemuli
Lineage: Eukaryota; Fungi; Ascomycota; Pichiomycetes; Serinales; Metschnikowiaceae
Exons: 1
Coding region: 1-513 (170 amino acids)
Molecular function (GO): protein binding
Source: RefSeq, a predicted model, not a curated record
AUGACUCAGGACAACAGCGAAGGAGCCAGCUACGCCGAGCAGCUCUUGGAAUGUGCUAGAAGAAACAACGUGGAGCUUUUCAACACCAUCAAGGAAGAGGUGGAUUCUGAAAAGUUGGCGCAUUUGGUCAACUCCACCAAAGAGAUGAUCACCAACAACUCGCCUUUGCAUCUUGCGACGCUGCUUGGCAACUGGGAGUUUAUAGAUGCGGUUUUGGACGUGGAAGGCGUGGAAAUUGAUCCAUUGAACCGGGAUGGAGACACGCCGUUGCACCUUGCGGUGAAGUUUGCUGGAGACGAGCCCGAGUACGGGUACUUUAUUAUUGACAACUUAGUUGAUGCUGGCUCAGACGCCAAGAUAGUGGACCGCCACGGGUUGAAGCCGGUGAAUUAUGUGCGGGAGAAUGACAAGUUGAGGAGUCUUUUGGAGAGUGCUGAGUAUGGGUCAUUGACGGAGGAGAUUGUGGAGGAGGAUGAUGACGAGGGUGAGGCUACGCCUUCGGAUAGUGAUUAA